Messenger RNA from Molossus molossus (Pallas's mastiff bat), 1249 nucleotides. RefSeq names its product bromodomain-containing protein 8-like. Gene Ontology annotation, molecular function: protein binding. Gene Ontology annotation, cellular component: NuA4 histone acetyltransferase complex. The transcript is spliced from 8 exons. Lineage: Eukaryota; Metazoa; Chordata; Mammalia; Chiroptera; Molossidae. The record is from RefSeq and is a predicted model, not a curated record.
AUGAGUAGAAAUAAAUUUCUGGUCCCUUAGCUUUCUACUGAACUUGGGAGAUAUAAAUACCUUAGGAAUAUUGAUUUGAAUGAAUUUAAUGCAUUUUUUUCUGUGUAUUUACAGAUGGGGCGUGAGUGGGUUUGGUUGGAUUCUGAACAAGACUAUCUCAAUGACUCUGAGUUGAGCAACAACUGCAGGUCCCUCUUCAGCUCAUGGGACUCCAGUCUGGAUCUUGAUGUGGGCAGCUGGAGGGAAACUGAGGAGCCAGGGUCUGAGGAACUAGAGGAAAGCAGCCCAGGGACAGAAUCUAGUGAGCUGCUUAUGGGGGACGGAGGCAGUGAGGAGUCUCAGGAAGAGACAGAGCAAGUCAGCCACCAGAACCUCCUUCACUUUCUCUCUGAGGUAGCUUAUUUAAUGGAGCCAUUGUGCAUUAGCAGCAAAGAAUCAAGUGAAGGCUGCUGCCCAUCUGAUACCAGACAACCAGAGGAAAGGGAAAUUGAAGCUACUGAAGGAGAAGAACCCUGCAGAGAGCCGCAAGAGCUUUCAGCUAAGGUAGAACCAUUAGUAGCUGAGAAGUCACUGGGAGAAAAUGGAAGGCCAGAGGUGGCUCCAGCUCCCUCAGAUACUUGUGCAAUUCAGGGACUUUCCACAGAGAGUAAAGAGGGAGAGGUUCAGCAAGAAUCCAAAGAGGAGGACCAGAGUGAAGGGUAUGUGUCAGAGAUGGAAAAACAGCCCUCCUCAGGUGAAUGUGAUGAUGGCUGUAGCAUUCAGAAGGCUCCUCUGGUGGAUAUCCUUUUCAGCCAUGCUACUUCCUCAAAGCUGUCUGAUCUAAGCCAGAAUGACCCUGUUCAGGAUCACUUACUGUUUAAGAAGACUCUCCUGCCAGUCUGGAAGAUGAUUGCCAGUCACAGGUUCAGCAGUCCAUUUCUGAAGCCUGUGUCAGAAAGGCAGGCCCCAGGAUACAAGGAUGUGGUGAAAAGACCCAUGGACUUAACAACCCUGAAAAGGAAUCUGUCUAAGGGACGGAUUCGCACAAUGGCACAGUUCCAGCGUGACCUGAUGCUGAUGUUCCAAAAUGCUGUGAUGUACAAUGACUCUGAUCAUCAUGUAUACCAUAUGGCUGUGGAGAUGCAGAGGGAAGUCCUGGAGCAGAUUCAGGAAUAAUACCUUAACUCACAACCAAGAAGUCAAAGAUGCCUGUGGACAUAAUAUAAAGAAAAGGGGGGAAACAGAUUUGGGCAACUGUUGUGCUCGCACC